CGGCCGACGAGGCCGGGGCGCAGCGCUUCGCGUGGAGCUACAACUCGAGCGCCGAGCAGGUGCUGUUCCAGAGCACGGCAGCCAGCUGGGCGCACGAUACCAACAUCACUGAGGAGAAUGCGCGGCGCCAGACUGGCUGUGGUUCCCUCGCACGGGCUGGGCACGUGAUCCGUGCCCAACACGGACACUGAAUGGACGAGGCUGACUCCUCCGAGGCUGAGUCCCCCCGGGUGGCGGCGCCCACGGCUCGGGGCUGGGCAGCGACAGUUUUCACAGAGGGCUCCCCGCUCUGCUCUGGAGUCCUCCUCUUCAGGCAGCCGCUUAACUACCUCCAGAAGGGGUCACCUUGCCAUCAUCCCACCUCCCUUCUGGUCCCAUUUCUGCCCCAUAGCUUCCCCGGAGCCAGAUUCCUGAGCUGUUCAUCCUCCCUCUCCUCCUGGUACCCGCAGGAGGAAGCAGCCCUGCUCAGCCAAGAGUUUGCGGAGGCCUGGGGCCAGACGGCUAAGGAACUGUAUGAGCCAGUCUGGCAGAACUUCACUGACCCAGAGCUUCGCAGGGUUAUUGGAGCAGUGCGCACCCUGGGUCCUGCCAACCUGCCCCUGGCCAAGCGGCAGCAGUACAACUCUCUGCUGAGCAACAUGAGCAGGAUCUACUCCACAGGCAAGGUCUGCUUCCCCAACAAGACUGCCACCUGCUGGUCCCUGGACCCAGAGCUCACCAACAUUUUGGCUUCUUCAAGAAACUAUGCCAUGCUGCUGUUUUCCUGGGAGGGCUGGCACAAUGCUGUGGGCAUCCCGCUGAAACCCCUGUACCAGGACUUCACUACCCUCAGCAAUGAGGCCUACAAACAGGAUGGCUUCUCAGACACAGGGGCUUAUUGGCGUUCAUGGUACGACUCACCAACCUUUGAGAAAGACCUGGAGCACCUCUACCACCAAUUAGAGCCCCUCUACCUGAACCUCCAUGCCUAUGUCCGCCGUGCACUACACCGCCACUAUGGGGACAAGUAUAUCAACCUCAGGGGGCCAAUCCCUGCCCACCUUCUGGGAAACAUGUGGGCACAGAGCUGGGAGAACCUCUACAACAUGGUGGUACCUUUCCCAGACAAGCCCAACCUCGACGUCACCAGUGCUAUGGUGGAGAAGGGCUGGAAUGCUACACACAUGUUCCGGGUGGCAGAGGAGUUCUUCACCUCCCUGGGGCUCUCACCUAUGCCUCCUGAGUUUUGGGCAGAGUCGAUGCUGGAGAAGCCAUCUGACGGGCGGGAGGUGGUGUGCCACGCCUCAGCCUGGGACUUCUACAACAGGAAGGACUUCAGGAUCAAGCAGUGCACAAGGGUCACAAUGGACCAGCUCUUCACAGUCCACCACGAAAUGGGCCACGUGCAGUACUACCUACAGUACAAGGACCUGCCCGUGUCCCUGCGCAGAGGUGCCAACCCUGGCUUCCACGAGGCCAUCGGGGAUGUGCUGGCACUCUCAGUCUCCACUCCUGCACAUCUGCACAAAAUUGGCCUGCUGGACCAUGUCACCAAUGACUCAGAAAGUGACAUCAAUUACUUGCUAAAGAUGGCCCUGGAAAAAAUUGCCUUCCUGCCCUUUGGCUACUUGGUGGACCAGUGGCGUUGGGAGGUCUUCAGUGGGCGUACUCCCCCUUCACGAUACAACUUUGACUGGUGGUAUCUUCGAACCAAGUAUCAGGGGAUCUGUCCUCCAGUGGUCCGAAAUGAAACCCACUUUGAUGCUGGAGCUAAAUUUCAUGUCCCCAGUGUGACACCAUACAUCAGGUACUUUGUGAGCUUUGUCCUGCAGUUCCAGUUUCACCAAGCCCUGUGCAAGGAGGCAGGCCACCAGGGACCGCUGCACCAAUGUGACAUCUACCAGUCUUCCCAGGCAGGGGCCAAGCUUCGGGAGGUGCUGCAGGCAGGCUGCUCCAGGCCCUGGCAGGAGGUGCUGAAGGACCUGGUGGGCUCAGAUGCCUUGGAUGCUCAGCCACUGCUCAAUUACUUCCAGCCAGUCAGCAAGUGGCUACAGGAGCAGAACCAGCGGAACGACGAGGUCCUGGGCUGGCCAGAAUAUCAGUGGCGCCCACCAUUGCCCAACAACUACCCAGAAGGCAUUGACCUGGUAACUGAUGAGGCUGAGGCUAACAAGUUCGUGGAGGAAUAUGACCGGACAUCUCAGGUGGUGUGGAAUGAAUACUCCGAAGCCAACUGGAACUACAACACCAACAUCACUGCCGAAGCCAGCAAGGUCCUGCUGCAGAAGAACGUGGAAGUGGCCAACCAUACACUGAAGUAUGGCACCUGGGCCAAGCAGUUUGACGUUAGCAACUUCCAGAAUGCCACCACCAAACGGAUCAUAAAGAAAGUUCAAGACCUGGAUCGGGCAGCGCUCCCUACCCAGGAGCUGGAAGAGUAUAACCAGAUUCUGCUGAACAUGGAAACUACUUACAGCGUGGCCAACGUGUGCCAUACCAAUGGCACUUGUCUACAUUUGGAGCCUGAUCUGACAAAUGUGAUGGCCACUUCCCGGAAAUAUGAAGAACUGCUCUGGGUGUGGAAGAGCUGGCGAGACAAGGUGGGAAGAGCCAUCCUCCCUUUCUUCCCAAAGUAUGUGGCACUGAGUAACAAGGCUGCCCGGCUCAAUGGCUACAUGGAUGCAGGGGACUCAUGGAGAUCCAUGUAUGAGACGCCAUCCCUGGAGCAAGACCUGGAGAGGCUCUUCCAGGAGCUGCAGCCGCUCUACCUGAACCUGCAUGCCUAUGUGCGCCGUGCCCUGCACCGCCACUAUGGGCCUGAGUGCAUCAACCUGGAGGGUCCCAUUCCUGCCCAUCUGCUGGGGAACAUGUGGGCACAGACCUGGUCCAACAUCUAUGACUUGGUGGUGCCCUUCCCUUCAGCCCCCAAGAUGGAUGCCACAGAGGCCAUGAUAAAGCAGGGCUGGACACCCAGAAGGAUGUUUAAAGAAGCUGAUGAUUUCUUCAUCUCCCUGGGGUUGCUGCCUGUGCCCCCUGAGUUCUGGAACAAGUCAAUGCUGGAGAAGCCAACGGAUGGGCGUGAGGUGGUAUGCCAUGCCUCAGCCUGGGACUUCUACAAUGGCAAGGACUUCAGGAUCAAGCAGUGCACCACUGUGAACAUGGAGGAGCUGGUGGUGGCCCACCACGAAAUGGGCCACAUCCAGUAUUUCAUGCAGUACAAGGAUUUGCCCUUAGCCUUUCGGGAGGGUGCCAACCCUGGCUUUCACGAGGCCAUUGGGGACGUGCUGGCUCUCUCAGUGUCUACCCCCAAGCAUCUACACAGCCUCAACCUGCUGAGUAGUGAGGGCGGCAGCUAUGAGCACGACAUCAACUUUCUAAUGAAGAUGGCACUCGACAAGAUCGCCUUUAUUCCCUUCAGCUACCUCAUUGACCAGUGGCGCUGGAGGGUAUUUGAUGGAAGCAUCACCAAGGACAACUAUAAUCAGGAGUGGUGGAGCCUCAGGCUGAAGUACCAGGGUCUCUGCCCCCCAGUGCCCAGGUCCCAAGAUGACUUUGAUCCAGGAGCCAAGUUCCACGUUCCUUCAAGUGUACCUUAUAUCAGGUACUUUGUCAGCUUCAUUAUCCAGUUCCAGUUCCAUGAGGCACUGUGCCAGGCUGCUGGCCACCAGGGGCCACUGCAUAAAUGUGACAUCUACCAGUCCAAGGAAGCAGGGAAGCUCCUAGGGAACACCAUGAAGCUGGGCUUCAGUAAACCAUGGCCAGAAGCCAUGAAGGUGAUCACAGGUCAGCCCAACAUGUCAGCCCUGGCCAUGAUGAACUACUUCAAGCCACUGAUGGACUGGCUCACCACUGAAAACGGGCGGCAUGGGGAGAAGCUGGGCUGGCCGAAGUACAACUGGACACCAAACUCUGCUCGCUCAGAAAACUCCUUCUCAGACUCCGGCCGUGUCAACUUCUUGGGCAUGAAUCUGGAGCCACACCAGGCCCGCAUGGGUCAGUGGGUGCUGCUCUUCCUGGGCGUGGCCCUAUUGGUGGCCACCUUGGGCCUCACCCAACGGCUCUUCAGCAUCCGCCACCACAGUCUCCGCCAGCCCCAGUUUGGCUCUGAGGUGGAGCUGAGACACUCCUGAGAUGACCAACCUGGACUGGGCUGGCUGGGAAGUGUCCACAAGAGACUGGCAUGGGAAUAUGGUUGGUGGACCAAGAGUGUAUCCCAGCACACUUCUUCCUCCCACCCCACCCCACCCCUGUCCUCCAAGCCACCAGCCACUCCAACCCUGGCCUCUUUCUCUGGCACCCAGUUGCUUAACAUGGAGUUUUCUCCUAGUCUCUCUAUGAAUACAAUUAAAGAUCCUUCCCUCCCCAUCUGAGUCUGUGUCCCUGGUGGGGAAGCCAGAUUUAGGGGCAGGCUGUUCUCUCAUCUCCUGGAAGUCCAGCUGGUCCCUUUUCUGGGUUGCUUCCUCCAUCUUCCUCCAAGAAGAGCCUCAGAGAAUCCACAGAGAUCUUGCCCCAGUACACACACACACCCUGUCCACCCUCAGACUUGCCUUCUCACCAGCCCAGGCAGUUGGCUAGUGUCUGCCACAUUAAUUGGCCCCUGUCUGCCCGCAUACCCACCCACAAGUACUGUUGGAGGCUAGGGUGCUGGCCUCACAUGUUGUUGUGCUAUGGGGGUCUUUCCUGAUCAAUGCUGGCUCUCUGACCAGUCAUUCCUGUAAAUGGCCAGGUUCCCCAGAAGGAAGGCACCUGGAUGUUUGGCUGUGGGAAGGUGAGUGCCUUGAAUGAGCCUGACUUACUGAGAGUACAGAAUGGUCCAGUGGUUAUCUUGGGCUCUGUGUCCACUUGCCUAAGUGGACAUCCUUGGUUCCCAGACAGAACCACUUGAGUUCUGUGAAGUGAAAAAGACCCUGGACUGGAGCUGUUCCUCAGGAGUAGAGCAUCUGCCUAGCACAUGCCGAAGACCCCAGGUUUGAGCACCAGCCACACACAAACAGAAGAAUAGGCCCUAAAUGCUGGAGCGUGGCUGCAGCCAGUGCCCACAAAAGGUUAACUGCCAAAGGCUACCUGCUUCUCCUCCCCAGCACACACAUCCUCACUUUGAGUUGCCCCUUGGGAGACCCUUGUAUGGAUGUGGGGGAGUGUCAUUCUGAGGGACAUUUUUAUAACUUUUAUCUACAUGU
Messenger RNA from Heterocephalus glaber (naked mole-rat), 5159 nucleotides. It is a transcript of the gene Ace, whose product is annotated as angiotensin I converting enzyme. The record is from RefSeq and is a predicted model, not a curated record. Gene Ontology annotation, biological process: regulation of systemic arterial blood pressure by renin-angiotensin; proteolysis; positive regulation of systemic arterial blood pressure. NCBI's taxonomy places the organism in Eukaryota, Metazoa, Chordata, Mammalia, Rodentia, Bathyergidae. Gene Ontology annotation, cellular component: plasma membrane. Gene Ontology annotation, molecular function: metallopeptidase activity; peptidyl-dipeptidase activity.